AUGAUAAAUCAUUAAAUAACUUUGGAAUAAGAUAUAGAAUCAAAUAUAACAAGUAGUUGUGCGUAUUAGUGUGCUAUGCCGUUUCAUGAAGCGCCAUGUGUGGAGCUGGGUGCUGCACCAAGGACUCCUAGUGUAAUAGCAUCCCCAUCUCCCUCCGAAAUUUCUAGUACAAGCUCAUCAGAACCUCAGAAUGUUCGAGCAACACCUUUGUUUAGAGCAUUGGCGAUGAGACCGCCUGAUCCAGAACAGCCACCUGGGCAAGAUGAACUGGAACGUCGUCUUCCAGGCUAUAGACGGAUUGUCAUCCCAAGAGAGUUGACGCUCAUAGAAUUGCUCAAACAAAGCAGUGGUGUCACAACUGAUGAAGAAGUUCUAAGAAUUCGUGAAGCCAAAUUGCGAGUGGUAGCGGAGCGUGUAGGUUUGCGACGGUUACACGUUUUGGCUCCAAGACUUCGUUCGUUGACCCUCGACGGGAGUGCUAUAUCAUCUUUGAGAGAUCUCGGCAUUGGAUUGGUCCAUUUAAAGUUUUUGAGCGUAAACCGUUGCGGCCUCACGUCUCUCGACGGGAUAUGGGGCUUGGGAACUCUCCGGGAACUGAACGCUGCUGGAAACCGCCUUCAUGAUUUAAAUCCGUUAGCCGUGUUGCAAAAGUUACACACAUUGAAUCUUGCGCAAAAUCCAAUAGAAGAAUCGAGCCGCCUCUGGACAUUAGGAGUGUGUAGUUCCCUGCGACGUAUUGUGUUACGAGGAACACCACUGUCCGACCUGCAGCAUUAUACGUCGCUCGUGACGUCAGCUCUGCCAAUGUUGACACAUUUGGAUGACCGUCCGUUACAAGAUGAUAAUGCCGAUGAAAACUUAUCACUAGAAGCAUCUUCGGACUCUGAAGCAGGUGUGAGUGAUAUUGAGGAAGACCAAGUGGUCACUAAUAAACAAACAAAUUUUGAUGAUGUUCAACCUGGACCUUCUCAUCAGGGAAAGGUACAAGCGGAUGUAAAUGUUCCAGAAAUUGAAUUGAAGCGGGAACGGACGUUUCGUAGACCAGCGACAACAGAAUGCGCGGGAACACGGCCGCGCGUCCGUUUGCCACAGAGACCGAAAACAGCAGUCGAGCGCACCACAGACAAACUGACCAAAUUACACAUAAUGCAUACUCUUUUGGAUGACGAAUGGCAUUCUAGUGCAAGUGGAAGCAAGUUGACUUCAAAUGCGCCGGUUUGUGGAAAUUUGGCGCGGGCUUUACGAAGAACGAAGAACAGUCGUAACAGUUCAACUAGUUCCAUAAGAACAGAAGAAACAAUGGAGCAAGCUUGUCGGGCCGUAGCUGCUGAAAUACCAAUGACUCUAUCAGCAGAUGUGUGGGAGAAGUUUAAAAAGGAUACUGGUAUUGAAAUCGAUCUAGACUUCAAUGAAAGACCAAAAGGCGAGGAUCCGAACCGUGUUAUUGAGCAAUUAGAACAAAUAGAGAGGGAGACAAUGGAACGGUUGAAUAACGACAAUCCAGAUUCGAAUUUUACGCGCAAUGUUUUCAAGUUUUCCACCGAUCCUUCUAGAAUAUUCUCGAGCAACAUAAACGAUACUGAAUUGUGGCGGGAAAUAGAAGAUCUCGCAGUGCCAGAUGUACAAAAUGAUGUGGAUGAAUUGUAUAUUGCGAGUAACGUGCGAUUUGCUGUUGACGAAUAAUAAUUAUUGUUUCAUUUUUUUUAUAGGUCAUUUGAAAUUAAGGGCCGAUUUUUCAAUGCUUGGAUAAAACUUAUUCGUCGAAUAAUGUAUUAAACUACAAUUUUAAAAACGUAUUCUUA
Messenger RNA from Colias croceus (clouded yellow), 1802 nucleotides. RefSeq lists its product as uncharacterized. The record is from RefSeq and is a predicted model, not a curated record. The transcript has 10 exons. Lineage: Eukaryota; Metazoa; Arthropoda; Insecta; Lepidoptera; Pieridae. Gene Ontology annotation, molecular function: protein binding. The coding region runs from base 76 to 1683 and encodes 535 amino acids.